AUGGAUUUCCACAAAGCACCACCACCCCGACCGCCGAGCCUGGCGGCUGGCCUGUCCAAGGCGAACGAAGUGUACGAUUAUAUAUUCAUCGACAGCGGUAGCCCCGAUUCGUACCUGAGUGCCGACGUCGGUGGCAUCGUUAAUGAGACGUUCCUCGGCAACGUCUCGGCCAGUGUCCUCGGGAACGCCACCGACCCGGGCACGGCCGGGGCCGGGCUUGGCCUUAACGGUACCGACGCGGAACCGCUGGCCGAUGUGAUCGUGAUGGCGGUCACCUCGCUCGUACUUGGACUGAUGAUUUUAGUUACCGUGAUAGGAAACGUUUUCGUAAUAGCAGCCAUCAUUUUAGAGCGUAAUUUACAAAAUGUAGCUAAUUAUCUGGUCGCAUCGCUGGCCGUGGCCGAUCUGUUCGUGGCGUGCCUGGUGAUGCCGCUCGGUGCCGUGUACGAGAUAAGCCGUGGCUGGAUCCUGGGGCCGGAGCUGUGUGAUAUUUGGACGUCGUGCGAUGUGCUCUGCUGUACCGCUUCGAUCCUGCACCUGGUGGCGAUCGCCACCGACAGGUACUGGGCGGUGACGAACAUCGACUACAUCCACUCCCGGACCAGCCGCCGGGUAUUUACGAUGAUCUUCCUCGUGUGGUUCGCGUCCGUCAUCGUGUCCCUGGCACCGCAGUUCGGCUGGAAGGACCCCGAGUACCUGCAGCGGAUAGAGCAACAGAAGUGUAUGGUCUCGCAGAACAUCUCCUACCAGGUCUUUGCCACGUGCUGCACGUUUUAUGUGCCCCUGUUCGUGAUCCUGGUGCUGUACUGGAAAAUCUACCAAACCGCCCGGCGACGGAUACACCGGCGGGGUCCGAAGCUGCCCGCCACACCCAACAGCAGCAACCAGGAGGAAACACCAAAACCCAAAUCCAAGAUACGAUUUCAUCUGAAGAAAAAGUUCACGAACCCGAGCAAAUCGGCCGUCUCGUCGCUCGGGCUGGUCGAGGGCAACUCCACCAACACGGUCAACACGGUCGAGGACACGGAGGCGGACAGCGCGACCAACGCGGACAAGAAGGGCGCGGAGACGGCGUUCAGCGGCGACGAGGUGAGUCCCACCCCCCUUAGCAAUAGCCAAAUCCCGACGGUUUCGUACGAGGUGACGCACCGGCAGCUGGCACAGUCCGGUGCUACGGAAUCGAACAAUAACAAUAACCGGACGAUAACCAAACGCAGCCCGAGCGGAAACGGCAGUGGACCGGCCGCACCCCUGCUGCUCCCGGCGGCCACUCCGCUGCACCCGGAUGGGCCCCAAACGCCACAGGAGCAGCACCAGGAGUCCCAGGCCGGCGGUGCUGGGCAGACGGCGCACGCCAACCAGACCACCGGCCUCAAACCACCGGCCGCCGGGGGUGGUGCCGGGGCUGCUGGGCAGCUGCAGGGGGCCGGCUCCGCGCUCCACAUCGCCAGCAGCCCGAAUCCGCAUGCCCAGGUCUCGAAGCGCAAGGAGACGCUCGAGGCGAAGCGCGAGCGCAAGGCGGCGAAAACGCUGGCCAUCAUCACGGGUGCGUUCGUCGUGUGCUGGCUGCCCUUCUUCCUCACCGCCCUGCUGCUGCCCCUCUGCGAGAGCUGCUCCAUCAACGACACGGUCGCGUCGCUCUUCCUGUGGCUCGGCUACUUCAACUCCACGCUCAACCCGGUCAUCUACACCAUCUUCAGCCCCGAGUUCCGGCAGGCCUUCAAGCGCAUCCUGUUCGGCAGCCACCGCUCGGCCACGUACCGGCGCGGCAAGCUGUAG
Messenger RNA from Anopheles bellator, 1779 nucleotides. Its product is annotated as 5-hydroxytryptamine receptor-like. Gene Ontology annotation, molecular function: G protein-coupled amine receptor activity. Gene Ontology annotation, cellular component: membrane. Gene Ontology annotation, biological process: adenylate cyclase-activating adrenergic receptor signaling pathway. NCBI's taxonomy places the organism in Eukaryota, Metazoa, Arthropoda, Insecta, Diptera, Culicidae. The transcript is spliced from 8 exons. The coding region runs from base 1 to 1779 and encodes 592 amino acids. The record is from RefSeq and is a predicted model, not a curated record.